Messenger RNA from Aspergillus ibericus CBS 121593, 1614 nucleotides. Its product is annotated as MFS alpha-glucoside transporter. Gene Ontology annotation, molecular function: carbohydrate:proton symporter activity. The coding region runs from base 1 to 1614 and encodes 537 amino acids. NCBI's taxonomy places the organism in Eukaryota, Fungi, Ascomycota, Eurotiomycetes, Eurotiales, Aspergillaceae. Gene Ontology annotation, cellular component: membrane. The transcript has a single exon. Gene Ontology annotation, biological process: transmembrane transport; carbohydrate transport. The record is from RefSeq and is a predicted model, not a curated record.
AUGUCUUUCAAACAGAAGAGAUCCAGUGUGGAGACCCCGGAUGAUAUCGUGAAACAACCUGGGUCUGUGGAGGUGAUCGAUGCCGAACGGAUCAAUGAUGCAGAAAAGUCCCUGGCCCACGCCAGGUUCGAGCAUGGUCUGGGGUUCUGGAAGGCCUGUCAAUUCUAUCGUCCUGCGCUGCUGUGGUCUUGUUUUGUCAAUCUGGCGGUCAUUCUGUGUGGCUUUGACGGUGCCUUGAUCGGCAGUCUUGUUGGCCUGACCCCGUUUGUUCGCACCUAUGGCAGACUGGUGGACGGGCAGUACGCGGUUGCUCCCUCCUGGCUGUCAGCCUUUAACUAUGCGUCAUAUAUAGGCAGCGUGCCGGGCUCGCUGAUUGCAGGAAUUGCCUACGACAAGGCUGGUCCACGGGUGACCCUCGCAGCGGCGUCGAUUGGUUCGAUCGGUUCCAUCUUUCUACAAUUUUUCAGUGAAGGGCCAGCACUUCUUUUUGUCGGUGAGAUGCUCAACGGGUUCAUCACAGGCGCCUAUCCCGUUCUCGCCAAUGCCUAUGUCAGCGAGGUCGCACCGGUCGCUGCGCGUGGUGUCCUGUCCGCUGUGAUCAAUUUGUCCUUUGUCAUUGGCCAGCUAGUGGCGUCAGGGAUGCUCAAGGGAACCAGCACCAUGGACACUAAGUGGGCGUACAAGAUUCCCUUCGCCUCGCAAUGGGUUCUACCCGUCUUCAUCCUCUCGUUCAUCUACUUCUGUCCGACACCCCCAUAUUGGCUCUGUAAACAUGGCCGGCCGAAGGACGCGCGCAAAUCCCUCCAGCGUCUGACUACGUCCACUGUCGAUGUUGACGCGCAUCUCGCUCAUAUCCGGGAAACACUCCGGCUGGAAGAGAGCUCCAAAGACACCAUCAGCAUUCUGGACUGCUUCCGCGGGACCAAUUUGCGCCGUACGAUCAUUUCGUGCCAGGUCUACAACAUCCAGGCGCUCUGCGGCAAUAUCCUCUUCAUCAACUAUGCCGUCUACUUUUUCGAGAUCGCCGGCCUGAAUACCUCCAACGCCUUCUCGAUGAAUGUGGGUCUGACAUGCAUGGGCCUCGUCGGUACGCUAGCCUCGUAUGUCCUCAUCUCGUACGCCGGCCGGCGCACCAUCUACCUGUGGGGCUCGAUCGUCAUGACCCUGCUGCUAUUCCUCAUUGGGGUGUUGGCGGCCGUGCCCCAGCAUGCUUCCGGGCCCGUCUGGGCCAUGUCUGCCCUCAUGGUGGUGUGCAAUCUCGUAUACGACAUGUCCGUCGGGCCGCUCUGUUUCACCGUCAUGUCCGAGGUGUCCUCGGUCCGCCUGAGAGGAGUGACGAUCGCCCUGUCCAACAUCACGGUGGUGAUCUGGUCUGUCAUCUUCGCCGUGGCCAUUCCGUAUGCGCUGGAUACCACCGGUGCCAACUGGGGGGGCAAGGUCGGGUUUCUGUUUGCUGGCAUUGGGGUCUUGGACACGCUGUGGUGCUAUUUCUUUCUGCCGGAGACCAAGGGCCGCACCUUUGAGGAACUGGAUUGGAUGUUUCAGGAGAAGGUGCCCACCCGUCAGUUCGGCCAGUAUCAGUUCACCGAGACGCAUGUGGCUGGGGAGGUUUAG